AUGUUUUCUUUUCUCAGACUCAACGAUGAGAUCCUCAGGGUCCUGGAGAGACAUGCUCGAGGGCCAGCAGCAGCACCGGCGGCAACGGCAGCAGCAGCAGUAGCAGUUGCUGCUUCAGUCCCUCCUUCAGAGGCCCCCUACGAUGGCUCCUGUGCAUGCGGGAGCGGCGACGGAUUGUGCUGCAGCUGGGCACCGGCUGCGGGCAGCAACGUCAGCAACAGCAGCAGUGGCAGUGGCAGCAACUCCUGCUCCAGCGCUCUACAGGUGCCAGACGAUAGAGGCAGUAGCUGUUGCAGCUGCAGAGAUGUAGUACAUGAGAGCAUUGAUAAACAUGGUGGCAACAGAAACAGCAACAGCAGCAACAGCAGCAGCACCGGUAGCAGCAGCAGCAUAGAGUAUAGGGUUUGGUACGACCCUCACGGUCGGCUGUCUGAAGGUCUCGCGCUGCUAUUCUCUCAGCAGCUGCAAGGGGCACUGAAGCAACAGCUGCAGGAGCAGCAGCUAGAGCAGCAGCAGCAGCAGCAGCAGCAGCAACUGCGUCGGCAGCGAGAGCAGCGUCAGGAUACAGCUUCGCUGAUUGUGGAAGGUCUGCUCGCGGGGAGCAGCAGCAGCAGCUGCUGCUCAACAGGGAGAUCUGUUUCAGAGUGCUCCUCACAGCACCAGCAAUCGCCUACAGCAGCAGCUGCUGCAGCAGUUGCAGCAGCUGCACCAGCGCCACAGGCGCUGAGCUCUUCUCCCCUGGAGGACCUGCUUGAUGUAUGCGAAGGCCUCAGUAGCAGCAGUAGCAGCAGCACGCAGGAGGUGUGUGUAUUUCUCUUUGUAGAGGCAUCAGACGGCCGGCUUGUUGGGUCUGCUGCUGCACUUGCUGCUGAAGCUGCAGAGGCGCUCACAGACAGAAGAAUCUCCCGCCGCCCCCUACGGCGAUGCGCUCUCUCUCUUGUUUGCUGCGAUACAGCAACGGCAGCAGCAGCAGCAACAACAGCAGAGGGAGCCAAGAAGCGUCAUAGGCAACCGGUGCAGCAAACUACUUCGCACCGUGAGCCGCAGCAGCAGCAGCAGCAGAAGCAGCAGCAGCAGCAGCGGAAGCAGCAGCAGCAGCAGCAGCAGGCCGAAUGUGCAGGCGUUAGUGGCACCUCUCGAACAGCAGUGAACGGGAACAGCUUCAGCAGCAAAACCAGCAGACUAAUCAAGAAGCUAGCAGGGACACUGACUCGCUUGGGAGCAACAUCUCUGCAGCAGCAGCAGCAACAGCAACAGCAGCAACAGCAACAGCAGCAGCAGCAACCGCAACUGUUCUCGCUUACCCUGUGCGCCAGUGCUUCGCCGGCAACAACAGCCAGCAAAUACUGCCAAUGGGUAGACCGUGCGCUGCAGCUUGCGCUGCACAAGCAGCAGGCAGCAGCGGCAGCAGCAGCAGCAGCAGCAGCAGCAGCAGGCGACUCCAGUGAAGAGGAGGCUUCGAGUGACCUAAGCGACUUCAGCUACAGCAGCACAGACGAGGAACAGCAGCAGCAGCAGAAAAAGUAUGUAGGCGGCUGCGGGGAUGGGGCGUCAGACCUGGAGGACCUUGGGGGUGACUCAGCUUCUAGCCCCCUCUCCUCGUCCUCAGCAGCAGCAGCAGCAGCAACAACGAAGCCAGCAGCAGGCGCAGCAGCAGCCGCAGGGGUUGCUGCUUUGCCCGAGCAGCUGACAUCUCGUUUGCGGCGUAAUUUAACUAAAGAGGGUUAUAAGCUUGUGGGUACUCACUCGGCAGUGAAGAUAUGUAGAUGGACGCGAGCAGCAUUGAGGGGGAGGGGGGGUUGUUAUAAACACACUUUUUAUGGUAUUAAGUCUUAUGGAUGUAUGGAGUUCACUGCUUCUGUUGCAUGCGCCAAUCGCUGCCUUUUUUGCUGGAGACAUCACACAAAUUUAGCUGCUGGUGACUGGCAAUGGAAAACAGAUGAACCCAAAGAUAUACUCGCUGAGGCGGUGUACAGACACCUCACCGCCAUCAAGGAACUCAGAGGUCUCCCUGGCUUACGUCGUGAUUUCUUUGAUGAGGUCGACGGCCGCGUGUUGCACUGCGCCCUUUCGUUGGUUGGGGAGCCCAUCAUGUAUCCUCGCAUCAAUGAGUUGCUGCAGCUGAUGCAUCAGCAGCGUAUAUCCUCUUUCCUUCGCACAGGCGCAGUCGUGGUGCCCUUUACCCGCGUGUUGCUGCUGCGGCUGCUGCUGCAAGCUCCAUAUGAGGAGUCCAUGAGGUACAAGCCAGUGCACCGGGAUUACUGGUCUCGUUUUCUGAGGUGUAUAGACAUCUUGAAGACGAAAAAGCAAAGAACCGUCUUCCGCCUUACCCUUGUGCACGGCUACAACUGCCUCCUGCAGCCUGCGACAGAAGAGGGGGACAACACUGCUCCUCUCAGCACCGACAGCAACAGCAGCAACAGCAGCAACGGGAGCACCGCCACCAGCAACGGCUGCAGCAGCAGUAGUGGGACCGCCACCAGCAGCUGCAGCAACGGCACCGGGAGCAUCAGCACCACCGACACCAUCAGCACCCCCAGCAACACCGUCAACAGCAGCAGUAGCAGCAGCAGCAUCGCAAGCCGCAGGAAGGCUACAGGGGAAGUGACAAGCACUCUUGAGGGCUACGCCGCCCUGGUGCUGCGGGGGGAGCCUGACUUUAUUGAAAUAAAAGGCAUGACGUUCUGUGGCGGCCUCGAUAAAGAUUCUCUAUCCAUGAAAAACGUACCAAGACACCAACAGGUGCUAUGGUUUGCUAGGGCGCUGCUUAAGGCGCUGCCAGAGGGAAGAUAUGGGCUUGCCUCAGAGCACGAGCAUUCAUGUUGUGUGUUACUGGCGCAGACGAAGUACUGCCGCGACGGCCAGUGGCACACGUGGAUUGACUACCCCAAGUUUUUUGAACUUGCCCUAAGCGGGAAUGCAGAUUUCACUGGCCUUGAUUACUCGGUGCCGUCGCCUCUUUGGGCUAUCUUCGGCUCAGAAGGUCGCGGGUUCGAUCCCCACCAACGAAGGGUAUUCGGGAAGGGCCGUAGGCGGAAAGAGGCUGCGGCAGCCCAACUGCAACAGUGA
Eimeria mitis is the source of this 3069-nucleotide messenger RNA. Its product is annotated as radical SAM domain-containing protein, putative. Gene Ontology annotation, biological process: tRNA processing. Lineage: Eukaryota; Apicomplexa; Conoidasida; Eucoccidiorida; Eimeriidae. The record is from RefSeq and is a predicted model, not a curated record. The transcript is spliced from 8 exons. Gene Ontology annotation, molecular function: catalytic activity; 4 iron, 4 sulfur cluster binding. Bases 1 to 3069 code for a protein of 1022 amino acids.